Thrips palmi is the source of this 2139-nucleotide messenger RNA. RefSeq lists its product as uncharacterized. The record is from RefSeq and is a predicted model, not a curated record. The transcript is spliced from 9 exons. NCBI's taxonomy places the organism in Eukaryota, Metazoa, Arthropoda, Insecta, Thysanoptera, Thripidae. Bases 996 to 1958 code for a protein of 320 amino acids.
CAUUGGGCCAUGUUGUGUAACAAUGCACACCUAAGAUCCAUGUUCAUUUACUUUUUCACUGAGUCAGAAUCCAUUCAGGUGUUUCCGUAACAGGCUCAAGACUUUUAUUGUGGAUACUUUCGCACUGUUUUGUUCAUAGUUGGAUUCAAAACCCACCAGGGCCAAAUUCCAGGGAGAAUACUUCAACUAGAGUAGAAAUGUUUUUAAAGGUUACGGAAUGUACAUAUCAUUGUCCAUGGCUCUGAAGUAUAGUUAUCUAGAGCUGUUCACAAAUUUGUCCAUUGGUUACCUUGCUUCUAGGUUAACCUAACCGAAACGGCAACCUCCGGUGUAAAAUUAGCGGUACACUUUCCGUUAAAUUUCCGUACCACGCUUUACAAAGCACAGGCUCUUAUGGGAAGAGUGGUACGGCAGAUGUCCCUGCCACCAUUUCAGGGGGUAUACGGAACACCGUAGCAUGCUCCGUAUCAGACACUGAUUUUUUGCACUGUGGUCUUAAUCAGGAAGCGUGUGGCAUGUGUAUGCACUAGUUAGUGCAUGCUUGGCAGGCAUGCGCUAGCGAGAGCGUGCUUGCAGGUAUGCUCCAGCUAGAGCCAAACAGCUUAACCUCCUACCUCCUACCUUGCCGAUUUGGAAUUAUCAUUUUUAACUGACUAUCUCUCUCAGUUAGGCGGGCUUUUGAGCUAUAUCUUCACUCAAACCCAGUGAAAAUCGAAGUGUCCGGAAUUACCCCACUCUCCCUUAUGCACUAAAGUUUCUAUGGCAAUUUAGUGCGAUGGUUCGAAAUCAAAGCAGCUUCUGGUGACCGAGAUGGUUUCACCAGCAGCGUGUUUAGGACGACAAUUUCAGAUGAUGGUCCCUCCGGGAAGGCGCCCAUCAAUAUUAUCACGAAGACGACCAGUGACACCCAGGAGGAGGGACUUGUGACACUGAGCUUCGUCUUCGAGGGGCUUGCUUACCAGUCAAUCUUGCCCGCCCUACAGGAUGUUGCCAAUAUGACAGAGCCACUACCAUGGCCCAGGUGCUAUCUUGUUUCGCUCGACGGCCUGCCCCGGUCCAUAUCGCUGGAGGAUCUGGGCCUCCAGGGCUUUGUGAAUGCGGACCGCAGCCAUCGCCUCGACGCCGCGCACUGCCGCCUGGCGCUGCGGCAGCUGGCUCGCUACCACGGAGCAGGGCUCGCCCUCAAGCACCUCAGGCCGGAGAAAUACAACGAAUUGCGGCGCCCGCUGAGGCACUUGUGGGGCACGGCGGACGGUGAAGCCAAACUCAGGCCUUUCUUCCAGGCCAUUAGAGUGACACCAGACAUACUCAAGAACACGUACCCCGAAGGCUCCGCGGUGUACUCCAGUCUCAAGAGACUGUUCGAUGCGUUCGCCGAGGAUAACGUCUCUGUGACGUGCCCGGGUUUCGGCAAGGGGUACACGUUCGUGCACGGGGAUUUCCACACCAACAACGUCAUGUUCCAAUACGACAAGGUGUCUGGUGACGUCAUCGCCGCGACACUCAUCGACUUCCAGCUCGUGCUCCCCGGCAACCCCGCCAUGGACUUGAUGACCCUCUUGUUGCUGAGCGGCGACAAGGCCCUGCGCGACGCGCACUGGGACUCGCUGCUGCGCGAGUACCACGGCGAGCUGCAGGCCACGCUCAGAGCGGCCGGCUGCCGCGACCCCGACGAGGUGCACUCCUGGCAGCUCUUGCAGGAGCAACUGUCAAUGGCGGCAAUGUACGGUAUCUGCGCGGUUCCUUUCUACCACAACUGGCUCUAUGCUGAUGACGAGACAAACAAAGAGGUCCGAGAGUUCUUCGCGAACCCGGAGGGCAAGGUGUUCCGAGUGCGCGUGACGCCGGAGCUCAAGUCGCACCUGGAAGGCGUCGUCGAGGACGUCAUUCGGUGGGGAUGGCUGCCGUCCGUUGGGGAGAUCGACCGCCGACUCGCUGCCUAUGGAUCACCGAGAUGAGUCGGAGAUAGUGGCGGACCAGGAACGGGUUCAGGAGGAGAGGGGGCCCUCCCUGGAACCGCGUCUGGCCGAAUGAGGUUGUCUCUACGAGGCAGCGAGGCACCGCUAUGUGAAUGAAAUAGGAUGGAUGCGGGGUGGAUUUACGGCUGGGGAAAUAAACAAUAGCCACUUUAUUAUAAAA